AUGUCGUGUCCAGCAGGAAAGCAGAUCUAUCAACUGAAUCAGAGUUCUACUAACAUAUAUUGCACCAACGUUCCCAUCGAUUGGGUUGAAGCGGAUCUGCGUCGCCAUUUUCAACCGUAUCAAGUUGUCUCCGAGAAAAUCAGCCGCGAUGAGAAAACCGGCGUCAGUAAGGAGGUUGGAUUUGCGAGGUUCGAGUCUCGCGAAAUUGCGGAAAAAGUAUUAUCUGAGUUCCACAACGUCACAGCUAAAGAUGGGGUUAAGCUUCUCCUCCGCUUUGCAGACACGAAAGCGCAGAAACAGCUGAAAUUGCAGAGUAACGAACGUCGUGCGUAUCGUGCUGGUGAAUACAACUAUUCAGUCGAAUUGGUCAAUGGCUCUACCCCGUCGCCAACUCUUCAGCGUUUGCAACAGACAGCUUCCCACUUUAGUCCAAACUCACAGGCUAGCUUCCUUCUCCAUUGGGGCCUGGCCCUGUCUGGACGCCGGCAACGUCAAUAUCCCCACCUCUUCGUCUUAACUCCUGGGGAGCACGUAGUAAUGGAAAUGUGGAGAACACCCCGACCUUCCGCGGUCGCCCAGGUCUCAAUACUCAAGCUCUUCGCUCCUUCACCUGUUAUCCCCGAUGCACGUCCCCAACAGUUCAGCGUGCAUAUUUUGUCUCUGGCCAUUGCCGUGACGUUUGAAUGUUAUAUUGAAAGUUUUGAACGGAGAUUUUGUUACAAUAUGCGAAUUAUCACCUAUAUGCGUCGAAGGUCGGCACAGGCAGCAGUCGAACAUGGUGCCGGGAAGCUGGUCGGUGGUACCAAUGCUUCGGGCCGAGCCGAUACCUACGCUUUCCGGGACCUGCUGGCCAUGUUAUAUCCCCACCUGAAGCUGCUAGACCAGGAGAAUCCCUCAGCGGAUGAUCGAGAAUACCAAGAAAAGCACACAAAGCUGAAGAACUGA
Molecule: messenger RNA, 945 nt
Organism: Histoplasma mississippiense
Lineage: Eukaryota; Fungi; Ascomycota; Eurotiomycetes; Onygenales; Ajellomycetaceae
Exons: 8
Coding region: 1-945 (314 amino acids)
Cellular component (GO): ribonucleoprotein complex; cytosol; nucleus
Molecular function (GO): poly(U) RNA binding; poly(A) binding; mRNA 3'-UTR binding
Source: RefSeq, a predicted model, not a curated record